Fulvia fulva is the source of this 585-nucleotide messenger RNA. RefSeq names its product Cytochrome c oxidase assembly factor 1. Gene Ontology annotation, biological process: mitochondrial respiratory chain complex IV assembly. Bases 1 to 585 code for a protein of 194 amino acids. NCBI's taxonomy places the organism in Eukaryota, Fungi, Ascomycota, Dothideomycetes, Mycosphaerellales, Mycosphaerellaceae. Gene Ontology annotation, cellular component: mitochondrial inner membrane. The transcript has 2 exons. The record is from RefSeq and is a predicted model, not a curated record.
AUGCUCCCACGACCACGCCUACGACCAACAGGUCUCUUACAAUCCCUUAACCCCUCCCGUCAAAUUGGCGCACGCCGCACCCUCGUCGCCGCACCUAAAGCUGGCUCCGGCCCUCUCAUGGAACGCCGCGCCGACCGCGCCCUUCCCACAGUCUCAACAGGCGACAACCGAUGGCUGAAGACCAUGCCGAUUUUCUUGUUUAUAGUCGUGGGCAGCACCCUCGCGAUCUUCAACUACCAGAAACAAAGCAGCAGCGUCGUGAGCAGUACGCUCUACGCCCUGCGCACGAAUGAGGAGGCUAGGCGGAUUCUGGGAGACGAGAUCUACUUCGCGAGUAAGAUACCGUGGAUAUCUGGGGAGCUGAAUCAGUUACAUGGCAGGAUUGACAUUUCUUUCUGGGUGAAAGGGAAGAGGGCCAAGGGGUUGAUGCGGUUUAAGAGUGAGAGGAAAACGAGGAUGGGGAUGUUUGAGACGUUGGAGUGGAGUUUGCAAAUGGAGGGGGAGGAGGGGAGGGUGAGUUUGUUGGAGGGGAGUGGGAGGGAUCCGGCUUUGAAUCAGAAGGGGGAGACGGUUAGGGUGGGUUGA